This is a messenger RNA of Papaver somniferum (opium poppy), 1195 nucleotides long. RefSeq lists its product as uncharacterized. The transcript has 2 exons. The coding region runs from base 63 to 857 and encodes 264 amino acids. The record is from RefSeq and is a predicted model, not a curated record. NCBI's taxonomy places the organism in Eukaryota, Viridiplantae, Streptophyta, Magnoliopsida, Ranunculales, Papaveraceae. Gene Ontology annotation, molecular function: nucleic acid binding; zinc ion binding.
GGGAAAUCAACAAUCACAAGAUCAUCACUUGGAUAAGUAACACUGUUAUUGCAUCCAUAAUUAUGCAACUUACUGGUUUUGAAGAAGCCAAAGAAGCAUGGGAUUUUCUGGCUAAGAGAUACACACAAGUCGAUUUUGCACAAAGAUACAAGCUUGAACAAGAUAUUCGAGCCUUGGAACAACAACCGGAGCAAACAAUAUCUGAUUUUCACUCCGAAAUGUCAAUUGUAUGGAAUCAACUAGCACUUAUGGAGCCUAAAUGGACAGUUGAUGUAGAAUUGUGGCAGAAAUACAGAGAAGAAUCACGGCUUAUUCAACUCUUAAUGGCUUUAAGGGAUAAGUUUGAAUCUGUGAGAGCUUCUAUCCUUCAUAGAAAUCCAAUGACAACUGUAGAAAGUGCCUUGUCUGAACUUAUUACUGAAGAGACGCGCAAAAGAAUCAAACCAGAUAUUCCGGCAGUUCUUGCAGUAUCUUCUCGUCCAAGCUCUAAUCCAAGCUUUAGUUCACAGAGAAACUUUUCAGCCUCAACUUAUCGUGAUCUUUCCCAAGUACAGUGUCACAACUGUAAGAAUUAUGGACAUCUAGUAAAAAAUUGUCCAUCACAUGUGAAUAUCAGUAAUUCCCAAGGCAACUCUCAAAGAUUAACAAUGCCAAAUUCAACACCUUCACCAGGCACACCACAAUGCAACUACUCCAAGGAAUUUGGACACAUUGUAGGAAACUGCACUUCUCCAUCUUCAAGAAAUAUGAGAAACAAGAGAAGAUUUGGCACUACUGCUCCAUCAUAUUACUCUCCAGGUCAUGUUACUGCUGCACCAUCUCUAGAUCAAGAACAUGACUCAUCAAACUCUACAUAAAAUAACUUUGCAACUACAACAAACUUGGCAGACAUUCAAGAGAAGCUGAAACAAGCUCUUGCAAUUGGUAACAAUCCUACAGCAGCAACUGCAUUUUCAGUCCCUUCAGGAUCCCAAAACAGAGAGGCUUAUUGGGAUAGGACGUAGAGCUGGUCAUCUUUACCUCCUGGAGUCUCUUGUUAUUCCUCAAUUCAACAAUAAACUUGUUGCUGCUCUAGCUUCUACUUUACCGCCCACAGUUUCUCCGUUUAUUUCUUAGCACUCUAAGCUUGGUCAUGUCUCUUUUUGUCGUCUCUCCUAUAUGAUUAGUAAAGGGUUGCUAGGUUUUGUUCCUUUAG